CGCGCUGUGUGUGCCGAGGAGCAGCGUCCCCUAAACGCCUUCCUGCUGCGGACUGCUGCAGUGGGAGAGGAAGGACAGGAUGGAGGAAGCCAGGUGGAUGCCGAGCAGGUGCUGCCAGUAACGCCCGCUGAAGGAUGGCGGAAGGCGGCGAGGGAGAGGAGGAGAUCCAGUUCCUGCGGACGGACGACCAGGUGGUUCUGCAGUGCACCGCCUCCAUCCUGAAGGAGCAGCAGAUCAAACUCUGCCUGUCCUGCGAGGGCUUCGGGAACCGCCUCUGCUUCCUGGAGACCACGUCAAAUGCUCAGAAAGUGCCUCCAGACUUGGCGAUAUGCAACUUCAUCCUGGAGCAGUCGUUGUCGGUGCGUGCCCUGCAGGAGAUGCUGGCCAACACGGUGGAGAUGACCGAGUCCUCCCAAGGUGGCGGCCACCGCACUUUGCUGUACGGCCACGCCAUCCUUCUGAGACACAACCACUCGAGCAUGUACCUGAGCUGCUUGACCACGUCUCGCUCGCUCACAGACAAGCUGGCCUUCGACGUGGGGCUGCAGGAAGACUCCACCGGCGAGGCGUGCUGGUGGACCAUCCAUCCGGCCUCCAAGCAAAGGUCAGAAGGUGAAAAGGUCCGGGUGGGCGACGACCUCAUCCUCGUGAGCGUGUCGUCUGAGAGAUACCUGCACCUGUCCUACGCCAGCGGGGAUCUGAUGGUGGACGCCUCCUUCAUGCAGACUCUGUGGAACAUGAACCCCGUUAGCUCCGGGUGCGAGCUGGCUGAAGGGUUCCUGACGGGCGGUCACGUUCUCCGGCUGUUCCACGGCCACAUGGACGAGUGUCUGGCCAUCGCCACACCGGAGGAAGGCGAGGAGAAGCGCAGGAUGGCUCACUACGAAGGUGGCUCCGUGUGCAGCCAGGCUCGUUCCCUGUGGAGGCUGGAGCCUCUAAGGAUCAGUUGGAGCGGUGGCCACUUCAAGUGGGGGCAGCCUUUCCGCGUCCGCCACAUCACCACGGGCCGGUACCUGUGUCUGGAUGAGGAGAAGAGCUUGCUGGUGGUGGACCCGGACAAGGCCAACACCAAACUCUCUGCUUUCUGCUUCCGCGCCUCAAAGGAGAAGGUGGACGUGGCUCACAAGCGAGACGUGGAGGGGAUGGGCAUCCCGGAGAUCAAGUACGGAGAGUCCAUGUGCUUCGUGCAGCACAUGUCCACCGGCCUGUGGCUCACCUACGCCGCGCUGGAUGCCAAAGCGGCUCGUCUGGGGAUGAUGAAGAGGAAGGUCAUCCUGCACCAAGAGGGCCACAUGGACGACGCCCUCACCGUGUCCCGCUCCCAGACUGAGGAGUCUCAGGCUGCUCGUAUGAUUUACAGCACCAUGGGUCUCUUCAGGCAGUUCAUCAAGGGCUUGGACUCUCUGAGCGGGAAGAACAAGUCUCCUGCAGCGAUGUCACUCCCUCUGGAGGGAGUCAUUCUCUCCCUGCAGGAUCUCAUCUUCUACUUCCGCCCCCCCGAGGAGGAGCUGGAGCACGAGGAGAAGCAGACCAAGCUGCGCUCUCUCCGCAACCGGCAGAAUCUCUUUCAAGAGGAGGGGAUGAUCACCAUCGUGCUGGAGUGCAUCGACCGGCUCAACGUGUACAACACGGCGGCACACUUCUCCGAGUUUGCCGGCGAGGAGGCCGCCGAGUCCUGGAAGGAGAUCGUCAACCUCCUUUACGAGCUGCUGGCUUCCCUCAUCAGGGGAAACCGCUCCAACUGCGCCUUGUUCUGCGACAACCUGGACUGGCUGGUCAGCAAACUGGACCGCCUGGAGGCCUCGUCAGGUAUUCUGGAGGUGCUCUACUGCGUGCUCAUUGAGAGCCCUGAGGUUCUCAACAUCAUCCAGGAGAACCACAUCAAGUCCAUCAUCUCCCUCCUGGACAAGCACGGAAGGAACCACAAGGUUCUGGAUGUCCUUCGCUCUCUCUGUGUGUGCAACGGUGUCGCCGUGAGGUCCAACCAGAACCUCAUCACCGAAAACCUGCUGCCGGGCCGCGACCUCCUGCUGCAGACCAACAUUGUCAACUACGUCACCAGUGUCCGACCAAACAUCUUCCUGGGAACGUGCGAGGGCUCCACGCAGUUUAAGAAGUGGUACUUUGAGAUGAUGGUGGACUUUGUGGAGCCCUUUGUGACGGCGCAGGCCUCUCACUUGCGCGUGGGCUGGGCCAUGACGGAAGGCUACAGCCCCUACCCCGGAGGCGGGGAGGCCUGGGGAGGAAACGGCGUGGGAGACGACCUCUACUCCUACGGCUUUGACGGCCUCCACUUGUGGUCAGGCACCGUCCCCCGCCAGGUGGCCUCACCCACCGCCCACAGUCUGGCCGCCGAAGACGUGGUCAGUUGUUGUCUGGAUCUGAGCGUGCCCAGUAUCUCCUUCCGCAUAAACGGACACCCGGUUCAGGGCAUGUUUGAGAACUUCAACGUGGACAGCCUGUUCUUCCCGGUCAUAAGUUUCUCAGCUGGAGUCAAAGCUCGUUUCCUCCUGGGCGGUCGUCACGGAGACUUCAAGUUCAUGCCCCCGCCAGGCUACGCGCCCUGCUACGAGGCGCUGCUACCCAGGGAGAGGAUGCGCAUCGAGCCCAUCAAGGAGUACAAGCAUGACUUCGGUGGUGUGCGGAACCUUCUGGGGCCCACCCUGUCGCUCACCCACACCUCCUUCACCCCGUGCCCCGUGGACACGGUCCAGAUCGUGUUGCCGCCGCAUUUGGAGAGGAUCCGGGAGAAGCUGGCGGAGAACAUUCACGAGCUGUGGGCCAUCACCCGCAUCGAGCAGGGCUGGACUUACGGCACUUUCAGAGAUGACAACAAGAAGCUUCAUCCAUGUUUGGUGGACUUCCAGAGUCUCCCUGAGCCCGAGAGGAACUACAACCUGCAGAUGUCUGGAGAGACUCUCAAGACUCUCCUGGCGCUGGGCUGCCACGUCGGCAUGGGUGACGAGAAGGCGGAGGAGAACCUCAAAAAGAUCAAGCUGCCAAAGACCUACGUGAUGAGCAACGGAUACAAGCCUGCGCCGCUCGACCUCAACCAUGUCAAGCUGACACCCAACCAGAACCAGCUGGUGGAGAAACUGGCAGAAAACGGCCACAACGUGUGGGCGAGGGACCGCGUGCGUCAAGGGUGGACGUACAGCAUCGUGCAGGACAUCCUCAACAAGCGCAACCCUCGCCUGGUGCCUUACAACUUGCUGGACGAGAGAACCAAGAAAACCAACCGGGACAGCGUCAACAACGCCGUUCGCACCCUCAUCGGCUACGGCUACAACAUCGAGCCCCCGGAUCAGGAGAGCACCAGCCACGGCCUGGAGAACAUCCGUGGGGACAAGGUGCGCAUCUUCAGGGCGGAGAGGUCUUACGCCAUCACGCAGGGGAAGUGGUACUUUGAGUUUGAGGCCGUGACGACGGGGGAGAUGAGAGUCGGCUGGGCUCGGCCAAACGUCCGCUCCGAUACCGACCUGGGAGCUGAUGAACUCGGUUACGUCUUUAACGGCAAUAAGGCGCAGAGAUGGCACAUCGGCAACGAGCCCUUCGGUCGCCAGUGGCUGUCUGGCGAUGUCGUCGGUUGCAUGAUCGACCUGACGGAGAUGAACAUUAUGUUCACGCUCAACGGCGAAAUGUUGAUCAGCGACUCUGGCUCGGACAUGGCUUUUAAAGACAUCGAAAUAGGGGAAGGUUUUAUCCCAGUGUGUUCUUUGGGCCUGUCCCAGGUCGGAAGGAUCAAUCUGGGUCAGAAUGUCAGCAGCCUGCGCUACUUUGCCAUUUGUGGCCUUCAGGAGGGAUUUGAACCCUUCGCCAUCAACAUGAAGCGAGACAUCACCAUGUGGUUCAGUAAAAGCUUGCCCCAGUUUGGACCAGUCCCCACGGACCACAACCACCUGGAGGUGUCCCGUGUGGACGGGACGGUGGACAGCGCCCCCUGUCUCAAGCUGACCAACAAAACCUUCGGCUCUCAGAACGCCAACACGGACAUGAUGUUCCUCAGACUCAGCAUGCCCGUGCAGUUCCACGAGACCUUCAAGAUCCCGGCGGGCACCACGCUGCUCACCCGGGCGCUCACCAUACCCGAGGACGAUGUGGUGGUGGUGGAGCCGGACUCGGAGUUCGAGGUGCUGAAGAAGUCCGCCAGCCGCAAGGAGCAGGAGGAGGACAAGAAAGAGCCAUCGGUGCCGAAGGAGGUCUCUGUGGAGAACGAGAAGGACACGGCGACGGAGAAAGGAAAGAAAAGAGGAUUUUUCUUCAAGGCCAAGAAGGCGGCCAUGACACCUCUCGCCCCUCCUCCCGCCCCUCCCACUGUGCCCCGCCUGGUGGAGGACGUGGUCCCAGACGACCGUGACGACCCCGAGAUCAUCCAGAACACCACCACCUACUUCUACUCCGUGCGGAUCUUCGCCGGCCAGGAGCCCUCCGGCGUGUGGGUGGGCUGGGUCACCCCCGACUACCACCAGUUUGACCCUACCUUUGACCUCAGUAAAGUGCGCAGCGUUACCGUCACCGUGGGAGACGAUAAAGGAAACAUACACGACAGUAUGAAGCACAGUAACUGUUACAUGGUGUGGGGAGGGGACCUGGUCAGCACCCAGCAGACCCGCUUCAGCCAGGAGGACAUGGUGGUCGGCUGCCUGGUGGACCUGGCCACCGGUCUCAUGACAUUCACCGCCAACGGCGAGGAAAUUAACACCUUCUACCAGGUGGAACCCAACACAAAGCUGUUCCCCGCCGUCUUCAUCCAGCCUUGCAGUCAGAACCUGGUGCAGCUGGAGCUGGGGAAACUCAAGAACAUCAUGCCCAUCUCAGCGGCCAUGUUCCGCAGCGAGCGCAACAACCCGGUGCCCCAGUGCCCCCCCAGGCUGGACGUCCAGAUGCUGACCCCGGUUAUCUGGAGUCGCAUGCCCAAUCACUUCCUCAACCCCGAGGUGGGCAAGGUGAGCGAGAAGCUGGGCUGGAUGGUGGAGUGCACCGAACCACUCAUCAUGAUGGCGCUGCACAUCCCAGAGGAGAACAGGUGCAUCGACAUCCUGGAGUUGUCGGAGCGGCAGGACCUGAUGAAGUUCCACUACCACACCCUCAUGCUCUACUGCGCCGUGUGUGCCCUGGGCAACAACCGGGUGGCCCACGCGCUGUGCAGCCACGUGGACGAGUCGCAGCUCUUCUACGCCACCGAGAACACCUACCUGCCCGGUCCGCUGCGCAGCGGCUACUACGACCUCCUCAUCAGCAUCCACCUGGAGUCGGCCAAGCGGGCGCGCCUGGGCACCAACAAGGAGUUCAUCGUGCCCAUGUCGGAGGACACGCUCAGCAUCGACCUCUAUCCCGACGCCAAGAAGGCGCACUCCCUACCCGGCGUGGGCCUCACCACCUGCCUGCGACCCAAGCUGCAUUUCUCCUCCAUCAACUUUGUGGGCAUGGACCCGGACCUGUACACGCUCAGCCCCGUCUUCCCCCUGCAGGAGCUGAAGACCCGAGCCAUCAGCAUGCUGACCGAGGCCGUGCUGGACGGCAGCCAGGCCAUGCGGGACCCGGUGGGAGGCAGCGUGGAGUUCCACUUUGUCCCCAUCCUGAAGCUGAUCAGCACGCUGCUCAUCAUGGGCAUCUUCAACGACGAGGACAGCAAGCACAUCCUGAAGAUGAUCGACCCCAACGUGUUUGGCGGGAAAGAGGAAGACGACGACCGGGCGGCCGAAAGCGAGGAGGCCAAGGAGGAGGCGGACGAGGAGGACGAGGGCGUGGGCGAGGAGGAGGAGGAGGAGGAGGAGGAGCCGGUGGAAGGAGAGCACGAAGACGAUGAGAAGACCAAAACCAAGGAGGAGAGGCAAGAGGAGGAGAAGGAGGAAGGAGAGGCCAAAGAUGGCAAAGUAGACGCAGAAAAGGCAGAAGAGGAGAAGGAGGCGGAGAUGCUGGAGGCUGAAGUCAAAGACGAGGAGCAAGGUCUGGAGGAGGGACUACUCCAGAUGAAGUUGCCAGAAUCUGUCAAGCUUCAGAUGUGCACGCUGCUGCAGUACUUCUGCGACUGCGAGCUGCGACACCGCGUGGAGGCCAUCGUGGCCUACUCUGACAACUUUGUCCACAGCAUCCAGGACAACCAGCGCAUCCGCUACAACCAGCUGAUGAGAGCCUUCACCAUGUCGGCGGCUGAAACCGCACGCAAGACUCGGGAGUUCCGCUCCCCGCCGCAGGACCAGGUUCUUCUCCUGACCAACUUCAAGCACCUUGAGGAUGAGGACUGUCCCAUACCCGAAGGCGUGCGAGAAACGCUGGCAGAGUUUCACAAUGACCUCCUGCUUCACUGUGGCAUACACAUUGAGGAGGAGGCAGAGGAAGAGGAGGAGGACGCCUCACUGAGUGGAAGAUUCCUCAGUCUGGUGGAUAAAGUCAAGAGCUUACGUAAGAAGAACGAGGAGGAGACGCCUGAACCAGAGGAGGAGCUCAAACCCAGCACCCUCCAGGAGCUCAUCUCCCACACCAUGAUCCACUGGUCCCAGGAGUCCUUCAUCCAGAACCCGGAGCUGGUCCGCCUGAUGUUCAGCCUGCUCCACAGGCAGUACGACGGACUGGGCGAGCUGAUCCGAGCGCUGCCCAAAGCCUACUCCAUCAACGCCGUGUCCUACCAGGACACCAUGGACCUGCUGGAGUGUCUGGGACAGAUCCGCUCGCUGCUCAUCGUCCAGAUGGGCCCGGAGGAGGAGCGCCUCAUGAUCCAGAGCAUCGGGAAUAUCAUGAACAACAAGGUUUUCUACCAGCACCCCAACUUGAUGAGAGCUCUUGGCAUGCACGAGACCGUCAUGGAGGUGAUGGUCAAUGUUCUGGGUGGAGGUGGAGACUCCAAGGAGAUCCGCUUCCCACAAAUGGUGACCAACUGCUGCCGCUUCUUGUGUUACUUCUGUCGCAUUAGCCGGCAGAACCAGCGCUCCAUGUUUGACCACCUGGGAUACCUGCUGCAGAACAGUGGCAUCGGACUUGGCAUGCGUGGCUCCACCCCUCUGGACGUGGCGGCGGCGUCUUGCAUCGACAACAACGAGCUGGCGUUGGCGCUGCAGGAGCAGGAUUUGGAAAUGGUGGUGACCUACCUGGCGGGCUGCGGGCUGCAGAUGUGUCCCAUGCUGAUGUCCAAGGGCUACCCCGACAUCGGCUGGAACCCCUGCGGGGGCGAGAGAUAUCUGGAUUUCCUGCGCUUUGCCGUCUUUGUGAACGGAGAGAGCGUGGAAGAGAACGCCAACGUUGUGGUCCGUCUUCUCAUCCGCCGGCCCGAGUGCUUUGGCCCGGCGCUCCGAGGAGAGGGCGGCAACGGUCUGCUGGCCGCCAUGGAGGAAGCCAUCAAGAUCUCAGAGGACCCGGCCAGGGACGGACCCACCGUCAAGAAGGAUAGACGCUUCAUGUUUGGUGGCGAGGAGCAGCAGGAGGAGAACCGAGUGCACCUGGGGAACGCCAUCAUGUCCUUCUACUCGGCCCUCAUCGACCUGCUGGGCCGCUGUGCACCUGAGAUGCACCUGAUCCAAGCGGGGAAGGGAGAAGCUCUGAGGAUCCGAGCCAUCCUGAGAUCUCUGGUGCCCAUCGAGGACCUGGUGGGGGUCAUCAGUCUGUCCGUGCAGAUACCCGCCCACGGCAAAGACGGACAGAUUGUGGAGCCCAAGAUGUCCGCCAGCUUCGUUCCCGACCACAAGGCCUCCAUGGUGCUCUUCCUGGACCGCGUGUACGGCAUCGAGAACCAGGACUUCCUGCUGCACGUGCUGGAGGUCGGCUUUCUGCCCGACAUGAGAGCUGCAGCUUCUCUGGACACUGUGGCGUUCAGCACCACUGAAAUGGCGCUGGCGCUCAACCGCUACUUGUGCUCGGCGGUGCUGCCUCUGCUCACCAAGUGCGCCCCCUUGUUCGCCGGCACCGACCACCGCGCCAUCAUGAUCGACUCCAUGCUGCACACCAUCUACCGCCUGUCCCGGGGCCGCGCCCUCACCAAGGCCCAGCGGGACGUCAUCGAGGAGUGCCUCAUGUCGCUCUGCAAGUACCUGCGCCCCUCCAUGCUGCAGCACCUGCUCAGAAGGCUGGUGUUCGACGUGCCCAUCCUCAACGAAUACGCCAAGAUGCCCCUCAAGCUGCUGACCAACCACUACGAGCGCUGCUGGAAGUACUACUGCCUGCCCAACGGCUGGGCCAACUUUGGUGUCACCUCGGAGGAGGAGCUCCAUCUUUCUCGGAAACUCUUCUGGGGAAUCUUCGAGUCUUUGGCGCACAAGAAAUUCGAGGCGGAACUCUUCAAGAUCGCCAUGCCGUGCCUGUGCGCCAUAGCAGGCGCCAUCCCGCCCGACUAUGUGGACGCCACCUACUCCUCGCACACGGAGAAGAAGGCGUCGGUGGACGCUGAGGGCAACUUUGAUCCCAAACCGGUGGAGACCACAAACACCAUAAUCCCUGAGAGGUUGGACAUCUUCAUCAACAAAUAUGCAGAGCACACGCACGACAAGUGGGCCUUUGAGAAGAUCCAGAACAACUGGACCUAUGGAGAGGUGCUGGACGAGAACGGCAAGACUCACCCCAUGCUGCGGCCGUACAAAACCUUCUCUGAGAAGGACAAGGAGAUCUACCGUUGGCCCAUAAAAGAGUCCAUCAAAGCCAUGCUGGCGUGGGAGUGGACCUUGGAGAAAGCCCGUGAUGGCGAGGGAGAGGUGGAGAAGAAGGCGGCCACACGCAAGAUCUCCCAGACUGCCCAGGCCACCUACGACCCCAGCCAUGGUUACAGCCCCCAGCCCAUAGACAUCGCAGGGAUGGCUCUGUCCAGAGAGCUGCAGUCCAUGGCCGAGCAGCUGGCCGAGAACUACCACAACACCUGGGGCCGCAAGAAGAAGUUAGAGCUUCAGUCCAAAGGCGGCGGCACCCAUCCUUUGCUCGUUCCUUACGACACGCUGACUGCUAAGGAGAAGGCCAGGGACCGAGAAAAAGCCCAGGACCUCCUCAAGUUCCUCCAGCUCAACGGAUACGCCGUGACCAGAGGCAUGAAGGACAUGGAGCAGGACAUCUCCUCCAUUGAGAAGCGCUUUGCCUACGGCUUCCUCCAGAAGCUCCUCAAGUGGAUGGACAUCGCCCAGGAGUUCAUUGCUCAUCUCGAGGCCGUGGUCAGCAGUGGUCGAGUGGAGAAAUCACCGCACGAACAGGAGAUCAAAUUCUUUGCCAAGAUUCUCUUGCCGCUUGUGAACCAGUACUUCAAGAACCACUGUCUCUACUUCCUGUCCACUCCUGCUAAAGUCCUGGGCAGUGGAGGACAUUCUUCCAACAAGGAGAAGGAAAUGAUCGCCAGCAUCUUCUGUAAGAUGGCUGCUUUGGUGAGACACAGAGUUUCCCUUUUUGGGACGGACUCAGGCGCGGUGGUCAACUGCCUGCACAUCCUGUCCCGCUCGCUGGACGCCAGGACUGUCAUGAAGUCGGGCCCUGAGAUCGUCAAGGCCGGCCUGCGCCAGUUCUUUGAGAGCGCCGCCGACGACAUCGAGAAGAUGGUGGAGAACCUGAAGCUGGGCAAGGUGUCCAGCCGCAACCAGGUGAAAGGUGUGGCCCAGAACAUCAACUACACCACCACCGCCCUGCUGCCCGUCCUCACCUCGCUCUUCGACCACAUCGCCCAGCACCAGUUUGGAGACGACGUCAUGCUGGACGACUUGCAAAUCUCCUGUUACCGCAUCAUGUGCAGCAUCUACUCUCUGGGCACCGUCAAGACGCCACACGUUGAAAAGCAGCGUCCGGCUCUCGGCGAGUGUUUGGCCCACUUAGCAGCUGCCAUGCCGGUGGCUUUCCUCGAGCCAGAGCUGAACGAGUUCAACACGUUUUCUGUCUACACCACCAAGACUCCCCGAGAAAGAACCAUUCUGGGUCUUCCCAACCAAGUGGAGGAGCUGUGCCCCGACAUCCCAGAGAUGGAGAUCCUGAUGAAGGAGAUCCACGAUCUGGCCGAGUCCGGGGCGCGCUACACAGAAAUGCCCCACGUGAUCGAGAUCACGCUGCCCAUGCUGUGCAACUACCUGCCGCGCUGGUGGGAGAGGGGCAUAGAGAACUUCCCAGACCUGGAGGGUCAGAUCUGCACCUCUGUCACCUCCGAGCAUCUCAACCAGCUGCUGGGAAGCAUCAUGAAGAUUGUGGUCAACAACCUGGGAAUUGAUGAGGCAUCCUGGAUGAAGAGGUUGGCAGUUUUCGCCCAGCCCAUCGUCAGCAGGGCCAAGCCGGAGAUGCUGAAGUCCCACUUCAUCCCCACCAUGGAGAAGCUGAAGAAGCGCUCGGGCAAGGUGGUGGCGGAGGAGGACCACCUGCGCAUGGAGGGCAAGAUGGAGGUAGACAGCGAGAAUGGAACCAUCCGAGACGAGUUUGCUGUCCUGUGCCGCGACCUCUACGCCCUCUACCCCUUGCUCAUCCGCUACGUGGACAACAACAGGGCAAGAUGGCUGACAUGUCCAGAUCCUGAUGCAGAGGAGCUCUUCAGGAUGGUAGGGGAGGUCUUCAUUUUCUGGUCCAAAUCUCACAACUUCAAGCGGGAGGAGCAGAACUUUGUGGUGAUGAACGAGAUCAACAACAUGUCCUUCCUCACCGCCGACAGUAAGAGCAAGAUGAGCAAGGCCGGAGACGGAGAGUCCGGAGGCUCUGAACAGGAGCGCACCAAGAAGAAGCGGCGUGGCGACCGCUAUUCCGUGCAGACCUCGCUCAUCGUGGCGGCGCUGAAGAAGAUGCUGCCCAUCGGCCUCAACAUGUGCUCCCCUGCAGACCAGGAGCUCAUCAACGUGGCCAAGAUCCGAUACUCGCUGAAAGACACCGAUGAAGAAGUCAGGGAGUUUUUGCACAACAAUCUGCAUCUGCAAGGCAAGGUGGAAGACCCCGCCAUGCGCUGGCAGAUGUCUCUGUACAAGGAGAUGUCUGGGAAGGCUGAAGACGCGGAGGACCCGGAGAAGGUGGUGAAGAGGGUCCAGGAGGUGUCUGCGGUCUUGUACCACAUCGAGGUGACGGAGCAUCCCUUCAAGUCCAAGAAAAUGGUGUGGCAUAAGCUGCUGUCCAAGCAGCGGCGUCGGGCCGUGGUGGCGUGCUUCAGGAUGACGCCGCUCUACAACAUCCCCACGCACAGGGCCACCAACAUGUUCCUGGACGCGUACAAGCGCAACUGGCUGGAGACGGAAGGUUACUCCUUUGAGGACAAGAUGAUUGACGACUUGUCGAAAGCCAUGGAGGAAGAAGAGGAAGAGGAGGAAGAGACGGACGCCAAGCCCGACCCCCUUCAUCAGCUCAUUCUGCAUUUCAGCCGCACGGCUCUCACUGAGAAAAUAAAACUUGACGUCGACCACCUGUAUAUGUCAUAUGCUGACAUCAUGGCAAAGAGUUGCCACAUGGGUGAGGAUGACGAAGGGGGAGAAGAAGAGGGGGAGGAGCCAGCCUUUGAGGUGCGGCAGACAGAGAUGGAAAAGGAGAUGGAGAAGCAGCGUUUGUUGUACCAACAGUCCCGGCUGCACAACCGCGGCGCAGCAGAGAUGGUGCUGCAGAUGAUCAGCGCCUGCAAAGGUGAGCCCGGCGCCAUGGUGUCCUCCACGCUCAAACUGGGGAUCUCCAUCCUCAAUGGAGGCAACUGUGACGUGCAGCAGAGAAUGCUGGACUACCUGAAGGAUAAAAAGGACGUGGGAUUCUUCCUCAGCGUGCAAGCCUUGAUGCAAACCUGCAGCGUUUUGGACCUGAAUGCUUUCGAGAGACAAAACAAGGCAGAAGGACUUGGAAUGGUGUCAGAAGAAGGCACCAAUAAGAAGCUUGAACGCGAUGAGAAGGUGAUGGCGGACGAUGAGUUCACCUGCGACCUCUUUCGCUUCCUGCAGCUGCUGUGUGAGGGCCACAACAACGACUUCCAGAACUACCUGAGGACUCAGACGGGCAGCACCACCACCAUCAAUGUCAUCAUCUGCACCGUGGACUACCUGCUGAGACUCCAGGAGUCCAUCAGCGACUUCUACUGGUACUACUCGGGAAAGGACAUCAUGGACGAGCCGGGCAAGAGGAACUUCUCCAAAGCCAUGACCGUGGCCAAGCAGGUCUUCAACAGCCUGACAGAGUACAUCCAGGGUCCGUGCACAGGCAACCAGCAGUCUCUGGCCCACAGCAGGUUGUGGGACGCCGUGGUGGGCUUCCUGCACGUCUUCGCUCACAUGAUGAUGAAACUCGCUCAGGACUCGAGCCAAAUCGGGCUGCUGAAGGAGCUGCUGGACCUGCAGAAGGACAUGGUGGUGAUGCUCCUGUCCCUACUGGAAGGCAACGUGGUCAACGGCACCAUCGCCAGGCAGAUGGUGGACAUGCUGGUGGAGUCCUCCAGCAACGUGGAGAUGAUCCUCAAGUUCUUCGACAUGUUCCUCAAGCUGAAGGACAUUGUGGCGUCCGACGCCUUCCGCGACUACGUGACCGACCCCCGCGGGCUCAUCUCCAAAAAGGACUUCUCCAAGGCCAUGGACAGCCAGAAGCAGUACUCGCCCUCGGAAAUCCAGUUCCUCCUCUCCUGCUCGGAGGCCGACGAGAACGAGAUGAUCAACUUCGAGGAGUUCGCCGACCGCUUCCAGGAGCCGGCCAAGGACAUCGGCUUCAACAUCGCCGUGCUCCUCACCAACCUGUCCGAGCACGUUCCUCACGACACGCGCCUGCAGAACUUCCUGGAGCAGGCCGAGAGCGUCCUCAACUACUUCCGCCCCUUCCUGGGCCGCAUCGAGAUCAUGGGCGCCAGCCGCAAGAUCGAGCGCAUCUACUUCGAGAUCAGCGAGGCCAACCGCAACCAGUGGGAGAUGCCGCAGGUCCGGGAGUCCAAGCGGCAGUUCAUCUUCGACGUGGUCAACGAGGGCGGGGAGAGCGAGAAAAUGGAGCUCUUUGUCAACUUCUGCGAGGACACCAUCUUUGAAAUGAACAUCGCCGCCUCCAUCUCGGAGCCCGAGGGGGACGGCGCAGAGGAGGAGGACGACGAUGAGGAAGAGGAGGAGGAGGAGGAGGACUCUGGAGACGGGGAGGAAGGCAACGGAGAAGCACCAGCCCCAGAGUCCGCCUCGGCCUUCGCCGACUUCCUGACCAGCGUAAUCAACUUCUUCAACAUGUUCACCUUCCGGAACCUGCGGCGGCGCUACCGCAAACUCCGGAAGAUGACCGUGAAGGAGAUGGUGGUGGGCCUGGUCACCUUGGUCUACACGGUCCUCAUGGGCAUCCUGGUCUUCAUCUACAGCGUCUGCAAGGGCUUCUUCACGCUCAUUUGGAAGGCGCUCUUUGGCGGGGGCUUGGUGGAGGGCGCCAAGAAGAUGACGGUGACAGAGAUUCUCGCCAGCAUGCCGGACCCCACGCAGGACGAAGUCCACGGGGACCUGCCGCCUGAGCCGGGGGCCAGGGAGGUUCAGGACUCGGACGGCGCCGCGGACCUCUUGGACGCGGGAGGCGGAGAGGAUGAAGAGGAGGACGGCGAGGAGAGGGAAGGUGGACGCCUGCCUGGUUUCAAUACUCCUGGAGGACUUGGAGACUUUGGAGAGACCACGCCAGAAGAACCUCCCACUCCAGAAGGCACGCCGCUGCUGAAGAGGAAGUUGUUGGAUGGUGCAGACGGAGCAGAAGAGGAAGAACAUGUGGAACCUGCUGAAGAAGAAGCAGCUCCAGAGACAGAGAAGGCAGACACGGAGAACCGUGAGAAGACUGAGAAGGCGGAGCCUGAGCCCGGGCCGGAGGUGAAGGAGGAAGAACCCGAAGAGACGGAGGAGAAGACUGUGAAGAUGAAGACCAAGAAGGAGAAGAAGCCGCUAGAGGAAGGCUUCGAGCUGUGGAACGAGCUGGAGGUUCAGAGGGUGAAAUUCAUGAACUACCUUUCCAGAAACUUCUACAACCUGCGCUUCCUGGCCCUCUUCAUCGCCUUCGCCCUCAACUUCAUCCUGCUCUUCUACAAGGUGUCUGUCAGUCCACCAGACGAGGACGACUUGGAAGGUUCUGGUCUGUUCGAGGGCUCGGGACUGUUCGAAGGUUCCGGCGCGGAUGAGGAAGGAUCCGGCUUUGAAGACAGCGGCGAGGACGAGGACGACGACCAAGGUCCCAUGUACUUCUUCCUGGAAGAGAGCACGGGGUACAUGCAGCCGGCGUUGAGGUUCCUGAGCAUUGUCCACACCAUCAUCUCCUUCCUCUGCAUCAUCGGCUACAACUGCCUCAAGGUUCCUCUGGUCAUCUUCAAGAGGGAGAAGGAGCUGGCCAGAAAGCUGGAGUUUGACGGCGUCUACGUGACGGAGCAGCCCGAAGACGACGACAUCAAGGGCCAGUGGGACAGAUUGGUGCUCAACACUCCAAGUUUCCCUAACAACUACUGGGACAAGUUUGUGAAGAGAAAGGUGUUGGACAAAUACGGCGACAUCUACGGCAGAGAGAGGAUCGCAGAGCUGCUGGGCAUGGAUUUGGCCUCUCUGGAUGUCAGCGCCAUGACGCACGAUAAGAAGCCCGAGCCCGACAACUCCGUCUUCAGCUGGGUAACAUCCAUCGACAUCAAGUACCAGAUAUGGAAGUUUGGUGUGGUGUUCACGGACAGCACCUUCCUGUACCUGGUCUGGUACAUGCUCAUGUCUCUGCUGGGACACUACAACAACUUCUUCUUUGCCGCUCACCUGCUGGACAUCGCCAUGGGCGUGAAGACCCUGCGCACCAUCCUGUCCUCCGUCACGCACAACGGCAAGCAGCUGAUGAUGACGGUGGGUCUGCUGGCCGUGGUGGUGUACCUCUACACCGUGGUGGCCUUCAACUUCUUCCGCAAGUUCUACAACAUGAGCGAGGACGAGGACGAGCCUGACAUGAAGUGCGACGACAUGAUGACGUGCUACCUGUUCCACAUGUACGUGGGCGUGCGAGCCGGCGGUGGCAUAGGGGACGAGAUCGAGGACCCGGCCGGGGACGAGUACGAGCUCUACCGGGUGGUCUUUGACAUCACCUUCUUCUUCUUUGUCAUCGUCAUCCUGCUGGCCAUCAUUCAAGGUUUGAUCAUCGACGCCUUUGGAGAGCUGAGGGACCAGCAGGAGCAGGUCCGGGAGGACAUGGAGACCAAGUGCUUCAUCUGUGGGAUCGGGAGCGACUACUUUGACACCACGCCACACGGCUUUGAGACGCACACCUUGGAGGAGCACAACUUGGCCAACUACAUGUUCUUCCUGAUGUAUCUCAUCAACAAGGAUGAAACGGAGCACACGGGACAGGAGUCGUAUGUGUGGAAGAUGUACCAGGAGCGCUGCUGGGACUUCUUCCCUGCCGGAGACUGCUUCCGCAAGCAGUACGAGGACCAGCUGGGAUAAGAACUCUGGCCCAGAUGAAGACGUCAAUAACGCCACGCUAUGCACACUCUGACUGCACGCCUGCAGCAAUCCGGUUUGAACCUUAACCUCACGGGAAUGACUGCCCUUUUUUUUUUUUUUUUUUUUU
Entelurus aequoreus (snake pipefish) is the source of this 15441-nucleotide messenger RNA. It is a transcript of the gene ryr1b, whose product is annotated as ryanodine receptor 1b (skeletal). Bases 135 to 15314 code for a protein of 5059 amino acids. Gene Ontology annotation, molecular function: protein binding; ryanodine-sensitive calcium-release channel activity. The transcript has 107 exons. The record is from RefSeq and is a predicted model, not a curated record. Gene Ontology annotation, biological process: calcium ion transmembrane transport; intracellular calcium ion homeostasis. Lineage: Eukaryota; Metazoa; Chordata; Actinopteri; Syngnathiformes; Syngnathidae. Gene Ontology annotation, cellular component: sarcolemma; Z disc; smooth endoplasmic reticulum.